CAACAAACGCACACCAUCCUCGAACGUGAUUGGACACAGCUGAAGCUCUGGAGAAUUUGCAUAUAGCAGACUACAAGCCUCUGCACCGGCUGGAGUGGGAAGAAUUCGGAGCACAGCUAGGUUAUUGUUACGCCUCUGUUCAGACGGGGAUUUGGUGUGUGUUGAACUAACCCGUUUAAAAGAGAUCUGAGACGUUUACAAGGUGCAGUCCCUUCAAGUUGUUCCUCAACCCACUUGCAUGGAUGCAUAUUAUGAGCAGCUUCUGCGCAGAGGCGGAGCGGCGCGGUUCCCCGGUCCACCUGAUGAUGCGAUGCAGCGAUCGGGGGAUCGACACGGAGGGAACCCGCGCCACCAGCCGCCGGACAGCUGCUGUUUACGUCCUGCAGCGAGCAGAGGAAGCGGCUGGAGAGCCGAGUGUGAGGCGACGGAGGCCGAGGACGCGGCCAGGGAGGACGGAUCCGGUUUUCAGCCAGAACUUGAGCUGCCGCUGUCGCUGCGAUCUGACGAAGAGCCAGAAAACCCCAGCCCCUUUGUCCCUCCUCAUCAUCACACACACACACACUGUGGCCUUCAUCGCCCUGUGGAUGUGAGCUACCAUCUCCCUGCAGGCGGAGGCCGGUGCAGCUGUACUCCCCAUCACACACGCCAGCACCAGCCGCGUCCCCUCUCGGCCCCCUGCCGGCACCGCCAGCCCUGGGCCGAGUCCCCGCCUCGGCGCCACGGCUGCGCGCACGAGGGCGGCGUCUCCGUCAACGUGCCGCUCUUCUCCGUCCCCGACGCGCGCGGCGUCUCGGAGGUGGCCGCGAUGGCGCCGAGCGCGGCCGGAGCGGAAGCGUCGGCCACGAGGAGCGUGACUCUGCCGGACGCGAGCAGAAACAUUUUUGUAACUUACUCCUCGGACGCCUCCUCGGAGAUCGUCGCCUUCACACACUUCCUGAGGAGUCACGGCUUUCGACCGGCUGUGGACAUGUAUGACACCACACUCAGACCUCUGGACGUCAACAAGUGGAAAGACACUUACCUAAACGACCCAUCCGUGCUGGUUAUCGCUGCCAUCAGUCCCCAGUACAAGGCGGACGUUGACGGCUUCGCGGUGGACGACCACGGCCUGCACACCAAGUACAUUCACUCCAUGAUGCAGAAUGAGUUCAUCCAACAAGGCAGCCUGAACUUCAGGUUCAUACCCGUCCUCUUCCUCGACGCCUCACAGAAGCACGUCCCCAACUGGCUGCAGAACACGUGCGUCCACCGCUGGCCGCGCGACGCGGACACUCUGUUGCUGCGGCUGCUGAGGGAGGAGCGGUACGUGGCCCCCCCCGUCCCCGAGCAGCUGACCCUCGUCAUCAGGCCGGUGGCCCCGUAGAGACGGACCCCCGGUUGUCACUAUGCAGCUUGUUUUAGUCAUUGAUAUAAGUUGAUGGCAGCCCAUAUUAUUGACUGAACUACUUUCUGUUUAAUGUGUCGCAUAAAAAUGUACAGCUUGCCUGUUUUUCAGUUUCAAUAAACUAUAUUCACACAUUA
This is a messenger RNA of Betta splendens (Siamese fighting fish), 1521 nucleotides long. RefSeq names its product E3 ubiquitin ligase TRAF3IP2-like. Lineage: Eukaryota; Metazoa; Chordata; Actinopteri; Anabantiformes; Osphronemidae. The coding region runs from base 239 to 1363 and encodes 374 amino acids. Gene Ontology annotation, biological process: humoral immune response; positive regulation of canonical NF-kappaB signal transduction. The transcript has 10 exons. The record is from RefSeq and is a predicted model, not a curated record.